This is a messenger RNA of Gorilla gorilla gorilla (western lowland gorilla), 3750 nucleotides long. RefSeq names its product heat shock protein family A (Hsp70) member 4 (gene HSPA4). The transcript has 19 exons. Bases 1190 to 3712 code for a protein of 840 amino acids. Gene Ontology annotation, biological process: protein folding. Gene Ontology annotation, cellular component: cytosol; nucleus. Gene Ontology annotation, molecular function: ATP-dependent protein folding chaperone; ATP binding. The record is from RefSeq and is a predicted model, not a curated record. Lineage: Eukaryota; Metazoa; Chordata; Mammalia; Primates; Hominidae.
CACAUUACCAGAGACUUGGAGAUUCAGAUUCUCCUUAGAUCUCUCUGGGUAAUUUAUUAGAAAUGCUUACAUAGAUUUGCUUCCUAAUCUCAAGCUGGCUUCCCCUCUCCAGAACUCAGCAACUAUCUGUUCUCCCAGGAGGCCAUACAAGCGAGGGGCCCUGAAGCUUAACAUUUAUUAACUUCAUGUAAAGGUCUGAGUGGACCUUUCAGGCCAGGCAGCGUGUCACUUGCCUGUGUUCCUUGUUAGGGCCUACCACCGGGUAGGUGCUUGGAAUGUGCUGUGGAUUAAAGGCUUAAAUCCUGCGGGCCCCUCAAUCUGAUCUAAGGACAUGAGUGGCUUAGAGAACGGCGCAACAAGGCUAAGCGAAAGAAACAAAGCGGUGUGGCUGGGAGUGGGCUCCUUCCCUCCGCUGGUGAGGGUGCGAUCUUAGACUCUUGAGAGAACCCGACAUAAAGGCCGCGUUCCAAUGGCGGCCUUCUCCCCUACCGGCCAACCUGCCCCUAGAAGAGCAGAAGGCACCCUGCGGGAUCUGCAGAUCAGCUGGCGUCUCAUUCUGGGGCACCGACACGGUGGAAUGCAACACACCCCACUACCGGAAGUUUCUUUGAUGUUAAGAAAAACGGCGGAGGUAGGCCGCAGCGCUUCCUCAGUAUAGUGCCUCGAGCUGGCUCGCCUACUUUCUACGGUAAAGGGAGGUGCUCCACAUCUCUAUGCAGCUGUGCAGCGCCGCAGGUUCCAUGCGCAGGCUCGGUCGGCCAAAUGCGCUUUCCAGCCGUCUUUCAGCCACCCAGUCCUUUCCCAGGUUCUCGAGCCAGGACGUGACGUAUUCAGACGUACUGGGGGCGGGGCCUCAAGAGGAAAAGCGCCUGAGCCGGGAUAUCGCGAGAACAUUCCGUUCUUUCGUAGCUCUCGUGCUGCGGCUCCGCUCUCGUCGCAACGAGAUCUUUCGAGAUCUUCUCCGCCCCCGCUACCGGCGCCUCCUCUGCGGCCACUGAGCCGGAGCCGGCCUGAGCAGCGCUCUCGGUUGCAGUCCCUACUGGAAGGACUUAGGCGCCCGCGUGGAUACCGCACGCCCCUCAGUAGCCUUGGCCCAAGAGGCCUGCUUUCCACUCGCUAGCCCCGCCGGGGGUCCGUGUCCUGUCUCGGUGGCCGGACCCGGGCCCGAGCCCGAGCAGUAGCCGGCGCCAUGUCGGUGGUGGGCAUAGACCUGGGCUUCCAGAGCUGCUACGUCGCUGUGGCCCGCGCCGGCGGCAUCGAGACUAUCGCUAAUGAGUAUAGCGACCGCUGCACGCCGGCUUGCAUUUCUUUUGGUCCUAAGAAUCGUUCAAUUGGAGCAGCAGCUAAAAGCCAGGUAAUUUCUAAUGCAAAGAACACAGUCCAAGGAUUUAAAAGAUUCCAUGGCCGAGCAUUCUCUGAUCCAUUUGUGGAGGCAGAAAAAUCUAACCUUGCAUAUGAUAUUGUGCAGUUGCCUACAGGAUUAACAGGUAUAAAGGUGACAUAUAUGGAGGAAGAGCGAAAUUUUACCACUGAGCAAGUGACUGCCAUGCUUUUGUCCAAACUGAAGGAGACAGCCGAAAGUGUUCUUAAGAAGCCUGUAGUUGACUGUGUUGUUUCGGUUCCUUGUUUCUAUACUGAUGCAGAAAGACGAUCAGUGAUGGAUGCAACACAGAUUGCUGGUCUCAAUUGCUUGCGAUUAAUGAAUGAAACCACUGCAGUUGCUCUUGCAUAUGGAAUCUAUAAGCAGGAUCUUCCUGCCUUAGAAGAGAAACCAAGAAAUGUAGUUUUUGUAGACAUGGGCCACUCUGCUUAUCAAGUUUCUGUAUGUGCAUUUAAUAGAGGAAAACUGAAAGUUCUGGCCACUGCAUUUGACACGACAUUGGGAGGUAGAAAAUUUGAUGAAGUGUUAGUAAAUCACUUCUGUGAAGAAUUUGGGAAGAAAUACAAGCUAGACAUCAAGUCCAAAAUCCGUGCAUUAUUACGACUCUCUCAGGAGUGUGAGAAACUCAAGAAAUUGAUGAGUGCAAAUGCUUCAGAUCUCCCUUUGAGCAUUGAAUGUUUUAUGAAUGAUGUUGAUGUAUCUGGAACUAUGAAUAGAGGCAAAUUUCUGGAGAUGUGCAGUGAUCUCUUAGCUAGAGUGGAGCCACCACUUCGUAGUGUUUUGGAACAAACCAAGUUAAAGAAAGAAGAUAUUUAUGCAGUGGAGAUAGUUGGUGGUGCUACACGAAUCCCUGCGGUAAAAGAGAAGAUCAGCAAAUUUUUCGGUAAAGAACUUAGUACAACAUUAAAUGCUGAUGAAGCUGUCACUCGAGGCUGUGCAUUGCAGUGUGCCAUCUUAUCGCCUGCUUUCAAAGUCAGAGAAUUUUCUAUCACUGAUGUAGUACCAUAUCCAAUAUCUCUCAGGUGGAAUUCUCCAGCUGAAGAAGGGUCAAGUGACUGUGAAGUCUUUUCCAAAAAUCAUGCUGCUCCUUUCUCUAAAGUUCUUACAUUUUAUAGAAAGGAACCUUUCACUCUUGAGGCCUACUACAGCUCUCCUCAGGAUUUGCCCUAUCCAGAUCCUGCUAUAGCUCAGUUUUCAGUUCAGAAAGUCACUCCUCAGUCUGAUGGCUCCAGUUCAAAAGUGAAAGUCAAAGUUCGAGUAAAUGUCCAUGGCAUUUUCAGUGUGUCCAGUGCAUCUUUAGUGGAGGUUCACAAGUCUGAGGAAAAUGAGGAGCCAAUGGAAACAGAUCAGAAUGCAAAGGAGGAAGAGAAGAUGCAAGUGGACCAGGAGGAACCACAUGUUGAAGAGCAACAGCAGCAGACACCAGCAGAAAAUAAGGCAGAGUCUGAAGAAAUGGAGACCUCUCAAGCUGGAUCCAAGGAUAAAAAAAUGGACCAACCACCCCAAGCCAAGAAGGCAAAAGUGAAGACCAGUACCGUGGACCUGCCAAUCGAGAAUCAGCUGUUAUGGCAGAUAGACAGAGAGAUGCUCAACUUGUACAUUGAAAAUGAGGGUAAGAUGAUCAUGCAGGAUAAACUGGAGAAGGAGCGGAAUGAUGCUAAGAACGCAGUGGAGGAAUAUGUGUAUGAAAUGAGAGACAAGCUUAGUGGUGAAUAUGAGAAGUUUGUGAGUGAAGAUGAUCGUAACAGUUUUACUUUGAAACUGGAAGAUACUGAAAAUUGGUUGUAUGAGGAUGGAGAAGACCAGCCAAAGCAAGUUUAUGUUGAUAAGUUGGCUGAAUUAAAAAAUCUAGGUCAACCUAUUAAGAUACGUUUCCAGGAAUCUGAAGAACGACCAAAAUUAUUUGAAGAACUAGGGAAACAGAUCCAACAGUAUAUGAAAGUAAUCAGCUCUUUCAAAAACAAGGAGGACCAGUAUGAUCAUUUGGAUGCUGCUGACAUGACAAAGGUAGAAAAAAGCACAAAUGAAGCAAUGGAGUGGAUGAAUAACAAGCUAAAUCUGCAGAACAAGCAGAGUUUGACCAUGGAUCCAGUUGUCAAGUCAAAAGAGAUUGAAGCUAAAAUUAAGGAGCUGACAAGUAUUUGUAGCCCUAUAAUUUCAAAGCCCAAACCCAAAGUGGAACCUCCAAAAGAGGAACAAAAAAAUGCAGAGCAGAAUGGACCAGUGGAUGGACAAGGAGACAACCCAGGCCCCCAGGCUGCUGAGCAGGGUACAGACACAGCUGUGCCUUCGGAUUCAGACAAGAAGCUUCCUGAAAUGGACAUUGAUUGAUUCCAACACUUGUUUCUAUUAAAACAGACUAUUAUAAA